UCUGUAACUUUCUCAUUAUUCACGAUUCAUUCAGGACUAUCUGUAGUCAUGGUACCAUCUACAUUAAUAUAGAAGUGUUUAGAAUCAUAUUCUAUUCUUAUUUACAAUGAAAGUGACUCCACAAUUACACAGUACAUUAUUUACCAUUUCGUUUCUAUUGGGCACAAAAUAAUCUGAGACACAACCAAAACAAACAGCCAAUGCAUCCAACAAGUUUGCUUGAUGUACUCAUUGCGUGCAAUGAAUAUGGGACCAAAUACUUAACUUUUUACUACUUUAAUACACAUAAGUGAAUUUGUCGCAAUACUUUUGGUCCCCUAUAAUGGGGGACUUUGUACAAACAAUGCUGUAAUUUCUAAACGGUUCACCAGAUAUGGAUGAAAAUACCUUCAAGUUAAAGCUGACUGUCUGUACUUCAUGGUCAUUGUAUCAUUUCAAAUCCAAAGUGCUAGAGUACAGAGCCAACACAACAAAACAGGUUUUAUUGUCCCAAUACCUUUGGAGCUCACUGUAGGUCCAACAGAUGAAAGGGGAAGAUGCAAGCUGUCUAUUGUAAUACCUUGAUGUUCCUAAACAGACUUCCUACAGUCACUGACACCUUUCUUUCAAUGGGUGUCACACAUAAGCCUAAUGAGUCCAAACUUUUCACAGAAGCUGCAUGGACAAAAAUAAUGUCCAAUAUAAAGAAAAACGUGAAUGUCUGUUGACAGUUUUACUGCUCAUGAUAUUUUAAUAGAACAUUGGUUAUAGGCUACUAGGCUAUUGCGUUCCUACGCUGGCAAAAUCGAUGCCGAAACCAAUUGUGUUACCACUAAGACCAGCUUUUGGUGAGUGUUAAAUAUCACCAGUAUCGCUGCUUGAAAUUGGCACAUUGGCACACGUUUUUAAGGACACAUCUCAAAUAUUUCCACCACUCCCACCUCAGCGCAAGCAAGCUGAUAUAAGACAGGUAAAUUACCAACCCUGGCGCCAGGUUUGGAGAAUAGUAGAGCGCAGGCUUUUACAAGUCGAAAUUGCCAAAGAGCGUGCGUUGGACACUAGCACUGCCUUAACACAGGCCGAAAAUAGGGCCCCUAGUUUAGCAGGUAAAAAAACUACGGUUUUCUUGACUCCCCUAGUGUAGCUCAAGAUUAAGAGACAUACGCAUAAUGCCAACUAUAAGGAUGAAAGAGAGAACGCAGAGAAACAGGUGAGCUGUUCUAAGAUAACAAAAAAAAAAAAAAAAGGAAUAUGUGAAUGCACUUGCCACACCUGCAUUAAACGUCAUAUGGGAUCAGCCCCAAUGCCACAUUACAACUUACUCACCUGCCUAACAGUAUAUAUAUGUCGUACAUAUAAGCCUAUAGUGCCAACCCAACGGGACUACGCAGAAGAACGGGUGAAUGCACAGAAACAGGUGAGCUCAUCUUACAUAUUUGGUUGUAGAAUGCAAAAUGUUAAAUGUCAGUGAAUACAAAUUGGAGAGGAUAAUGAUAUUCAUGGAUAUGAUGAUGAUGAUAAUCAUUUUUUCUCCUAGAUUGGAAUGGACAAGGAGUUUGUGACAAUGGGAAAUCAAAUAAAGGUUAUUGUGCUGCUUCUGUUCAUGAUGAGCAUUAAUAUCCCUCCAGCCACCACAUCAACAACCACUGGCAUUAAUAUCCCUCCAGCCACCACAUCAACAACCACUGUGUGUGGCAUCACUCCACACAACACCAGAAUAGUGGGAGGUCAAGAUGCCCCUGCAGGAAGUUGGCCCUGGCAGGCAAGCCUCCAAGAAUCUGGCAGCCACGUUUGUGGUGGGUCCCUCGUCAACAAAGAGUGGGUGAUGUCUGCAGCCCACUGCUUCUCCAGCUCAAGCCCAAAUGGUUGGAGCAUUAUCCUUGGUCGACAGAACCAGCAGGGCAGUAACCCCAACGAAGUGUCCACAACUGUGGCUGAGAUCGUUAUACAUCCAGCUUACAAUGGAAGCACAAAAGACAACGACAUCGCUCUGCUCAAACUCUCCUCACCAGUCAACUUCACUGACUACAUCUUUCCCGUCUGUCUGGCAGCAAGUGACAGUGUUUUCCACAGUGACACAGAGAGCUGGGUGACCGGCUGGGGCGACGCCAAUGAAGGACAUCCCCUUCCCCCACCCCAGACUCUGCAAGAAGUGGAGGUUCCAGUUGUGGGGAACACACAGUGUAACUGCCUCAAUGGGGUUGGCUCAAUCACAGACAACAUGCUCUGUGCUGGUGUUCUGGAAGGGGGCAAGGACUCAUGUCAGGGUGACUCAGGAGGUCCAAUGGUGGUUAAACAGAACUCUGUCUGGGUCCAGUCUGGGGUUGUUAGUUGGGGUAAUGGCUGCGCUCGGCCCAAUCUCCCUGGGGUCUACACCAGAGUGUCCCGUUACCAGUCCUGGAUCGACUUCCAGAUCAGCACCGACAAGCCAGGCUUUGUGGAGUUUACAUCCAGUGGGGUAGAUGCUGACAGCAGUUACAUCUGUCCUACUGUCGACCCCACUGUCUACCCCACUGACACAGAUUCCAUUUUUGAUAAUGGGCAGGGUUUGUUCGGCUCCCUUUAUAUGCUGAGCGCCUUGUUCAUUCUGGUGUUUCUUACCAUUUAAAUAAUUGAUUCUUACAAUCAAGGGCGUGUUUUAUUGGCAGCCUGAGUUCAUGUACUAUUCGUUCGGGAGAUUUCUCUUUCAAAGUAAAGGCUGACGUGCCCUGGGAGAACAAGAGUGGGGAAGGAGGUAGCCUAUUGCCUAAAAUUCUAUCCAGUAUUGGAUGUGCAAUGAAGUCUUUGAGUUACCCCAGAUCCGCUCCCCUGUUCCCUGGGCACAUCUUCCUCAGUGAGUGUUGUUUUCAAUGGGCAUUACUAUUGUAUUGAUUUAUUUGUGAAGAUGGAUAACUUGAAAUAUAUUUACCUAUUCAUUCAAGGGGCAAUAAGAGAUUCAAACAAACGCACACCCUGCUUUGGUAAACAGCUGAGGGAUAGGGCUGGAGAAAUGUAACUCAAAUUCAUAGACAGAGCUUUAGGUGCAAGGAGUGACUGAUAGCUUUAACCAUGUUUUGUAAGGUUUACAAUGUUGCCUUACAAUUAAAACAAGCUUAUAUUUUGGCUUGUGGUGAAGCAGGACAGUUGCACUAAGCUCAUGAGUCAUUUUAAGUUAUAUUCUUCUAGAAUGAAUGGCUAUAUAUCUUUAAAGAUGCACUCCAGUCUCCUUUUCAUUUAUCACCUGAAUUACUUAACAAAAGUCACAUCUCAAUAGGUGGUCCAGGUAUCCUCAUGACAAGGCACAAAGGGGGGUGGGCCUUUCCUCUUUUGUUCUCGAUUGCUCCUCUAUUGUUCCCACAAGCAAGGGGGAGUCAGAUGACAUCCGAGUAAACCCAUCAGACCAACUUCUUUAAUGGCAAACUCUCAAAGUUUGCAGUUGUGUCUAAAAAACACAAAAAUAGCUGGUGUGUGUCUUUAAUUUAAGUCUGAAAAUGGUUGUACCAUUCCAGAUUGCCCUUUUAAUAUUUGACAAAUGACAUAUCCUUUAGCUUUGAAAGCUGUAUAAGAAUGCAAAAUCAAAUCAUUAUGGUGUAGUGGUUAGUGGUUAGUGCCGCAGCCCCCAGAGCACAUGUGGUGUUGGCAUAUGUGACACACUUUCCUGUCUCCUCUUCUAUCUUUCCUAUCAAUAAAACAUGGGUAACACUAUAUUUUUAUCAGGUACACAUAUUAACCAACCCUGAAGAAGGCACUGCGCUACCGAAACGUUGGUAAUGAGGUUUACCCAUUAAAUUGUUGGGCGCAUA
Molecule: messenger RNA, 3761 nt
Organism: Coregonus clupeaformis (lake whitefish)
Lineage: Eukaryota; Metazoa; Chordata; Actinopteri; Salmoniformes; Salmonidae
Product: serine protease 27-like
Exons: 7
Coding region: 1523-2587 (354 amino acids)
Biological process (GO): proteolysis
Molecular function (GO): serine-type endopeptidase activity
Source: RefSeq, a predicted model, not a curated record